This is a messenger RNA of Clarias gariepinus (North African catfish), 1710 nucleotides long. RefSeq names its product dynein regulatory complex subunit 4-like. The transcript has 11 exons. Gene Ontology annotation, biological process: flagellated sperm motility. The coding region runs from base 104 to 1543 and encodes 479 amino acids. The record is from RefSeq and is a predicted model, not a curated record. Gene Ontology annotation, molecular function: microtubule binding; small GTPase binding. Lineage: Eukaryota; Metazoa; Chordata; Actinopteri; Siluriformes; Clariidae. Gene Ontology annotation, cellular component: microtubule; motile cilium; Golgi apparatus.
GCCAUGACGCCCUGUUGUUGUAUGCCGACUCUGAGCUACUCGGCUAACCAGCUUCUUUAUACACAGUGCCUUAUAAAGAUAUUUAGCUAAUUAAAACAACAUCAUGCCUCCGAAAAAGAAAGGCACAAAGUCUCCUAAGGUAAAGCGCGGGGCUGUGGUUGAUGGACUUUCCACAGAGGACAUGUCCAAGGAGCAGCUGGAAGAACACAUUAUCCGGCUGCGUGAGGAGCUGGACCGGGAGAGAGAAGAGCGUAAUUACUUUCAGCUCGAAAGAGAUAAAAUACACACCUUCUGGGAGAUCACCAAACGACAACUGGAGGAGAAAAAAGCUGAUUUAAGGAACAGAGACCGAGAAAUGGAAGAAGCUGAGGAGAGCCAUCAAACUGAAAUCAGGGUGUACAAGCAGAAGGUGAAACACCUGCUGUAUGAACAGCAAAACAGCAUUACCGAGCUUAAGACAGAGGGAGUGGUUGCCACCAAACUCCUGGAGAAAGAGCAGGCAGAGGUGGAAAGUGAGCUGCAGCGAGCCAAGCGCAACCUGAAAGUAGAUCUGAAAGAACAGGAACUCUCAACCGAGAACUACGUUAAGAACCUAAAACUGAGUCACGAUAAGGAGAUCACCAAGCUGAGAAGUGAAUUUGAGGACAAAGUUCGAGAAAUCGAGGCUACUUAUGAGAAGAAGAUGCAAAAACAGCGAGAGGAGCAAGACCUUAGACGCAAGACUGAACUCCACGAGAUUGAGCAAAGAAAGAGCUCCCACAUUAACACACUGAUAAAGAACCACGAGAAAGCGUUCAGCGACAUUAAGAACUAUUACAGUGAUAUCACUCUUGGGAGCUUCAACCAAAUCAACUCGCUUAAGGAGCAAGUAGUUGAAAUGAAGAAGAAGGAGGAAAGGAUAGAGAAGGAAAUGGCCGAGAUCCGGCAGGAGAACAAGCGUUUGACUGAACCACUGCAGAAAGCCACGCAGGAAGUGUCGGAGCUGCAGAAACAGCUCGCCAACUACCAGAAGGACAAAGCCUUACUGGCGGGAGUUAAGGCGCGUCUCAAAGUGUCAGAUAAAGAGCUGAAAGACCUAAAAUGGGAGCAUGAAGUGCUGGAGCAGAGAUUCAGUAAGGUGCAGCAGGAGCGUGAUGAUCUGUACCAGAGAUUCACCAAGGCUAUCCUUGAGGUACAGCAGAAAAGCGGCUUUAAGAACCUUCUUCUGGAGAGGAAACUGGGUGCUCUCACCGACACCCUGGAGAAGAAGGAGGCACAGCUUAACGAGGUCCUCGCUGCCUCCAACUUAGAGCCCAGUGCCCUAAACGUGGUCACUCGCAAGCUGGAGGAAGUUCUGGAUUCGAAAAACGUUGCAAUUAAAGACCUACAUUAUGAACUAGCUCGUACAUGUAAGGCGCAUAACGACCUGCUGAGGACGUAUGAAGCAAAACUCCAGGCUUUCGGCAUUCCAGUGGAUGAACUGGGCUUUAAACCCCUCGAGAGCAGUUUACUGAAGCAGACCUUAGGUCAGGGACCAGCCGGCCUGGUGUCUGCCCCUCUCUAGCAUCGUUGCCUUAAACAUGUACUUUCACAUCAGACAUAUAAUAUCCUGAGACUCAUCUUACACUCACAGCUCAAAAUCAUGCUACAACAACAAAAGUGCUGAUAUUUCUGUCUUACUUUCUCUUUUAUGAAAUAAUUUUAAAUUUGUCCUAAUAAAUAUUUUGAGAA